AUGGCUGAAGCCCAGCUGUUUGUGUCACAGGACGAGUUCACCUGCUCGGUGUGUCUGGACACCCUGACUGACCCCGUCACCAUCCUCUGUGGCCACAGUUUCUGUCUGAAGUGCCUCACGGACUGCUGGGAUCAGAGCCAAGUGUUUAGCUGUCCUCAGUGCAGACACACCUUCACCACCAGGCCAGAGCUGAACAGAAACACUCUGCUGAAUGAAGUCAUCAAGAAAUUUAAGAGACCUAGACUAAGUCCUCCUCUGUCUCAGAAUUAUGCCGGCCCUGGAGACGUGGAGUGUGACUUCUGUACUGGUAAGAAGUUCAGAGCAGUGAAGUCCUGUCUCACCUGCCCAGCCUCCUACUGUCAGACUCACCUGCAGCCUCACUAUGAAGGAGACGCCCUGAAGCACCACAAGCUGGUUGAUCCUGAUAGAAAUCUGAAGGAGAAACUCUGUGAGAAACAUCAGAAAAGUCUGGAGAUAUUCUGUAAAACUGAUGAUUCCUGUAUCUGUGUGAUGUGUGUGGUGACUGGACAUAAAAAUCAUGAAAUGGUCGAGCUGGAGACGGAAAGGGAAGAAAAGCAGAAACAGCUGGGGGCGACACUGAAUGACAUUAAGAGGAGACUUGAAAAGAGACAGAAGACACUGAAGGAGACGAGGAGGAUGAUGAACAAGAUGAAGAUGUCUGUGGUAAGAGAGGUGGAAGAAAAUGAGAAGAGCUUCACUGCUCUGAUACGGUGCAUUGAGGAAGCCAACAGGAAACUGACUGAGAAGCAAGUUAUUUAUGACAUGGGGCAAAAGAGAGGAGAAGUUGCUGAAAGUCUGAUUGACCUCAACGUCAUGGUAAUUCCCACCGACUUUCCAGAAAGUGAGGACGCUUAUUUCGAUUCCGGAUCGGGGACUCCUUACCAGAACAACAACCUCCAAAAUGGCAACAAUCGAGACACCACAGCCAAAAACAAGUUUAACGAUAACACCAAGAAUUUUUAUGAGUGUGCGGACUGCGGGAAGAAGUUCCACUGCAAUGAUUGUGGAAAGUCAUUUGCGUGUAGAGCGUAUCUGCAGACGCACCAGAAGAUUCAUGCCGGAGUGAAGCCACAGGAUAAUGGGGAGGAGACUCAGGACCCGGGUGAGAUAAGGCGGGCGGUCCGGAGGUUUUAUGAGACUCUUUUUGCAACAGAGGAAGGUGAGGCUGAGGAACAGCAGACCUUCUUGAAGGAUUUACUGCACCUUCGUGAUGCAGACUCCGAAGAGCUGGAGAAGGAGUUGUGCUUAGGAGAGCUCACUGCUGCACUGAAAGAAUUGAAUAAUGGAAAAGUCCCAGGCAUUGAUGGCAUUCCAGUGGAAUUUUAUAAAGACUUCUGGGAUAUUAUUGGUCCUGAUGUAUUGGAGACUUUCUCAUCCUGCUGUGUCCUUCCUGCUGAUGAAGACUCGCUGAGCUUCACUGUCACCGCUGAUUUCUCAUCUGAGCUCCUGAGAAAAGAGCUGUCAGGUCUGACAAAGAGUCUGAAGAAGAUCAGUCAGGGGGACAUCAUGACAAGGACUCCAUCAGGACACUUUCUAGAGAUGGCCAGUCUGAGUAACUGGGAAGGAAGGACCUUGGCCAAGGAGGUGACCAAAAACCUUAUGGUCCCUAUAACAGAACUUCAGAAGUCCUCUACUAAGAUGAGAGAAACUGAACCUCAGAGCAGAGACGACUUUUUAAAAUACUUCUGUCCCCUCACACUGGACAUCAACACGGCACACAAGCACCUCCAUCUGUCUGAAGGGAACAAGAAGGUGACGUGGGAUUGGAAAGAGACUAAAUAUCCUGAUCAUCCUGACAGAUUUGAGUACUAUGAACAAGUUCUGUGCAGAGAGGCUCUGACUGGGACUCGCUGUUACUGGGAGGUGGAGUGCAGUGGACACUACGUGAGGAUUGGAGUCGCAUAUAAAGGACUGAGCAGGAAAGGACGGGGCAGGGAGUGCGGCUUUGGAAACAACGACAAGUCCUGGUGUUUGCAGGGUUCUCUUUCCAAGUACUAUGUGAGUCACAGUAACAAGCAGACUGUAAUCAGCGCCCCCUACAGCCCCAGAAUAGGUGUGUAUCUGGACUGGCCUGCUGGCUCUCUGUCAUUUUAUAGCGUCUCAUACACAAUGACCCUCCUGCACAGGUUCAACACCUCCUUCACUGAGCCCCUCUAUCCAGGA
Molecule: messenger RNA, 2184 nt
Organism: Polypterus senegalus (gray bichir)
Lineage: Eukaryota; Metazoa; Chordata; Cladistia; Polypteriformes; Polypteridae
Exons: 10
Molecular function (GO): protein binding; zinc ion binding
Source: RefSeq, a predicted model, not a curated record